AGGGUCCAACAUCGCCUCCCUUCUAAUUAUUCUUUUUCGCAUAUCUCCUCUUCUUUAUCUUCUUCCUCCCCUGAAUCCGGGGAAAGAUCAGAGACCUAAGCAUGCAAUCCAUGCAUUUUUCCACCACGAAGCUCCCAUGGCGGACAUGGGUUUUCUUUCUUGUCUUCUUUUUAUUCAUUUCCAGCUCAAUUUCCGACCCGAGAAUCUCUGUUUCUGGCCUUUUCUGCGGUGCUUCAGUUCAGCCGCCAGGCCUUGUCAGCUUAGUCCCUUCUUUCGUUAAGGAAAUGCAGAACCUUUCGCAAUUAAUUACCACGCGCCACUUCGCAACUUACCACCUCGACCGCACCUUCGCGUUUCCCCUGUACGCGCUCGUCCAGUGCCACCACGACCUGUCCCAGACUGACUGCCUCCUCUGCUACGCUAACGCCAGGACUCGCCUCCCCCGCUGUCUCCCUUCACUCUCCGCCUGCAUCUUCCUCGAUGGAUGCUUCUUACGUUACGAUAACUACAGUUUCUACCGCGAGUCCGUCUCUUCCACUUACGAUUCCGUGAAUUGCAGCGUGGAAAACGUUUCACUUAUGGGUGAAGAUCGGGUGGGUUUUGUUCGGAAUGUAGGUUACGCGGUGGGGAAUGUGACUGCGAUUGCGUUGAGGAAUGGAGGGUUCGGGAUUGUUGCAGCGGAGGGAGUCUAUGCACUGGCGCAGUGUUGGGACAGUCUCUCUGUUGAGGGCUGCAGAGAGUGUUUGGACAAGGCAGCGAAGGCGGUGAAAGGCUGCCCGCCGAAGAAAGAAGGGAGGGGGAUGAAUGCUGGAUGUUACCUAAGGUACUCAACGGAAAAGUUCUAUAACGACAGCGGAGAUACAGGGCAUGGCCAUGGAUUUUCUGAACUUAAGGUAAUUUCAGCCAUUGCUUUAGCAACAAUUGCAUUCUCCAUGCUCUUAUGCGCUGCAACUUAUGCUGCCUAUACAAGAUUUUCAAGGAUGAAAAGAGAACACCGGAUAAUUUUGACGAGCUUCAACAAAUCAAGCUUGAAUUUCAAGUACGAAACACUCGAAAAGGCCACUGAUUACUUUAGCCUUCCAAGGAAAAUAGGCCAAGGAGGAGCUGGUUCUGUGUUCAUGGGGAUUCUUCCUAAUGGAAGAACAGUAGCGGUGAAGAGACUGAUUUUCAAUACCCGGCAAUGGGUGGAUGAGUUCUUCAAUGAGGUAAACUUGAUCAGUGGAAUUCAGCACAAGAAUUUGGUCCAGCUUCUUGGCUGCAGCAUUGAGGGCCCUGAAAGUCUCCUGGUUUAUGAGUAUGUACCAAACAGGAGCCUGGAUCACUUCAUUUUUGAUGACAAGAAAUCUAAGCUUUUAAGCUGGAAGCAGAGGUUUAAUAUCAUUGUGGGAACAGCUGAGGGUCUUGCAUAUCUUCAUGGGGGUUCUCAAGUAAGGAUAAUCCAUAGGGACAUAAAAAGCAGCAAUGUUCUUCUUGAUGAGGAUCUCACCCCAAAGAUUGCCGAUUUUGGACUUGCUAGGUGUCUGGCUGCGGAUAAGACCCAUCUCAGCACUGGAGUUGCUGGAACACUGGGGUACAUGGCUCCAGAAUACCUUGUUCGUGGACAACUGACAGAGAAAGCAGAUGUUUAUAGUUUUGGAGUACUCAUUCUCGAGAUUGCUUGUGGAAAAAGGAAUUCUGCCUUCACAAAGGACUCCUCUACCCUUCUACAGACAGUUUGGAGACUGUACAAAUUAAAUACUCUAGCUGAAGCAGUUGAUCCUCGGAUAAGAGAUGAUUCAGUGGCAAAAGAGGCAUCCAGGGUGCUUCAAAUAGGGUUGCUUUGCACACAGGCUUCAGUAGCUUUAAGACCAUCAAUGGCAGAAGUAGUUCAGAUGCUGACUAAUAGAGAUUGUGAAAUCCCUUUCCCUAGUCAGCCUCCAUUCUUGAAUGCUGGCCUCCUAGAUCCAUCAGGCAGCUCCGUAAGGUCUUAUAGCACAGACAGUUUCAUCUCAAGCGCGGCUAGGAAGAUCGAAGCCUGUUGCAGUUCCUCUGUCUCAUCAAGCAAUCACAGCUUAUAUGAUCAGGCCUCAAAAAGUUAAGAAUCAUUGCAGAAGUAGUUUAAUGAAUUGAAGUUUGGGUACCACUUUUUGGGGAAAGAAAACAGGAAUGAUGGUUGAUCUCCCUGAAGCGUGCAUGGAACUCAAAUCAAUUGGAAAUGGGAUGUUUUUGCACAAACGCAGGGCAUCAUAGAUUCUAAUGUUAUUUGACAUAACUGUCUGUCACAGGGAAGUUUCCUACACGAACACCUCAAAUUUUUUUUAGAUUUUUUUUUUCUUCCCUAUUUUAAGUGUAGAUAUUUUUCUCUUUUUUUUUUUUUAUUGAAAAUAACAUGAAUUUUGUGAGCAAUAAUUCGCAAACUGACCAUGGACAUGUUUGUGUUCCAUCCCAUCCUUUUUUUUUUGGAGGGUUCUUUUUCCUUGUCCUUGAAUUAACCCUAAAAAUUCAG
Messenger RNA from Rubroshorea leprosula, 2485 nucleotides. The record is from the annotation of a GenBank genome assembly. NCBI's taxonomy places the organism in Eukaryota, Viridiplantae, Streptophyta, Magnoliopsida, Malvales, Dipterocarpaceae.